Molecule: messenger RNA, 5539 nt
Organism: Epinephelus moara (kelp grouper)
Lineage: Eukaryota; Metazoa; Chordata; Actinopteri; Perciformes; Serranidae
Product: rho-associated protein kinase 2-like
Exons: 34
Coding region: 361-4839 (1492 amino acids)
Biological process (GO): mitotic cytokinesis; actomyosin structure organization; regulation of cell junction assembly
Cellular component (GO): cytoplasm; cytoskeleton
Molecular function (GO): small GTPase binding; ATP binding; Rho-dependent protein serine/threonine kinase activity
Source: RefSeq, a predicted model, not a curated record
CAGUGGUGAGUCCUACAGGUUGGGCACGUUGUGGUCGGAUCAGAUUUUGUUGUAUCUACCUGGAAGCAGACGGAGCUCACCUGAAAGUGAAACGCUUUCCUUCCUGGCUCUCGUCAGUCCGCUCGCUUUCCUCUCCGCUGUGAGACUUUAAUGAACCGGGAGCGAGGCAGCGGAUAAAUUAUUAACCUGACAACUCCGGCAGCAGUUCACAGGAGAGCUGACAUGAGGAGCUGAGCCAAGCGGCAGCGGAGUGCUCCUCCUGCCCGCCCGCCUGUCUCUUGUCUCUGUCCCGGGAAGACAAAGACAGGCCCACAGGUGUCUUUAUAUUGUCCUCUGACCUGGAUACACCGCGCUGUGAUCAUGCUGGGAGCGGAGAGCAGGCUGGAGACCCGGCUCAAGAAGCUGGAGUCCCUCAUGAGGAGCCCACAGUCGGCUCUAAACUUGGGAACACUGCUGGACUCCAUGAACGCGCUGGCUCAUGAUUUGAACUAUCCUGCCCUGCGGAAAAACAAGAACAUCGAGGCCUUUCUGAGCCGAUAUGAAAAGGCUGUGAGUCAGCUGCGAGAGCUGCAGGUGAAGCUCGAAGACUUUGAGAAAGUGAAGCUAAUCGGGAGAGGAGCCUACGGAGAAGUGCAGCUGGUCCGUCACAAGGCCUCCCGGAAGGUCUACGCCAUGAAGCAGCUCAACAAGUUUGAGAUGAUCAAGCGGUCAGAGUCUGCCUUCUUCUGGGAGGAGAGGCACAUCAUGGCCUUUUCCAACAGUCCCUGGGUCGUCCAGCUGUGCUGUGCUUUCCAAGACGACCACCACCUCUACAUGGUGAUGGAGUUCAUGCCCGGAGGCGACCUGGUCACGCUCACCAUGAACUACGACAUACCCGAGAAGUGGGCUCGCUUUUACACGGCCGAGGUAGUGCUGGCACUGAACGCCAUCCACGACAUGGGCUUCAUCCAUCGGGACAUCAAACCCGACAACAUGCUGCUGGACCAACACGGACACCUCAAGCUGGCAGAUUUCGGCACGUGCAUGAAGAUGGACUCGACAGGCAUGGUGCACUGUGACACAGCUGUAGGCACACCAGACUACAUCUCCCCCGAGGUGCUUCAGUCCCAGGGUGGCGACGGUCACUACGGCCGGGAAUGCGACUGGUGGUCCGUAGGGGUCUUUAUCUAUGAGUUGCUGGUUGCUGAAACUCCAUUCUACGCUGAGUCCCUGGUUGGAACUUACGGGAAGAUCAUGAACCACAAGAACACGCUCAUCUUCCCAGAUCAUAUAGAGAUGUCUCAGGACGCCAAAGACCUCAUCUGUGCCUUUCUUACCGACAGGGAGGUUCGUCUGGGCCGCACCGGAGUGGAUGAGAUCAAAUGCCACCCUUUCUUCAAGAACGACCAGUGGACCUUUGACAACAUCCGAGAUACUGUGGCUCCAGUCGUGCCUGAGCUGAACAGCGACAUAGACACCAGUAACUUCGACGACAUAGAGAAUGAUAAAGGAGAUGCUGAGACCUUCCCUCCACCCAAAGCCUUUGUGGGCAACCAGCUGCCAUUUGUGGGCUUCACUUAUUUCAAGGAGGACCAGCUGCUGAAGGGAAGUAACAACUGCUCUUUGGAGGAGUCAGAAGACAUUAAGGAAAACUCUGAGGAUAAGGAGAAUUGCUCGGACAGCAAAAAAGAGCUGCAGAAGAGGCUUCAUAAGCUGGAGGAGCAGCUCGACCAUGAGAUGCAGGCCAAAGAUGAGCUGGAGCACAAGUGCAAAAAUGCCACCAACCGUUUAGACAAGCUGGUCAAAGAAUUAGACAAGGAGAUGAGCAGCAGGCAGAAAGUGGAGGCCUCGCUGAGGCAGCUGGAGAUGGAGCGAGCUCUGCUGCAGCACCAGAGCGCCGAGAACCUGCGCAAGGUGGAGAUUGAAACUGACAGAAAACGCGGCCUGGAGAACGAAUUGAACAACCUGAGGGACCAGCUAGAGGAUCUUAGGAAGAGGAACCAGAAUUCCCAGAUCUCCAACGAGAAGAACGUCCAGCUGCAGAAACAACUCGAGGAGGCCAACGCCGUGCUGCAGGCUGAGCAGGAGGCGGCAGCGCGGCUGAAGAAGAGUCAGGCGGAGGCACAGAAACAGGCUCAGAGCCUGGAGGUCAGCCUCAGGGAGAUGCAGGAAAAGUGCAGCCAGCUUGAAAACAGCAAGAUGGAGCUGGAGAAGCAACUGAUGGGGCUGCAGGCCGAGCUGGAGGAGGAGAGAAGAGACCGUAACCUCGGGAAAGAAACUAUUACUGACCUGCAGGGACGUAUCUCUGGCCUGGAAGAAGAGGUGAAAGAGGUGAAGGCAUCUCUGUCCAAGGUCAAGACUGAAAAGAAGCAGCUGCAUGAGAAGAUAAAUGAGCUCGAGAAGGCGAAGAGCAACCAAGAGAUCGACUUGACGUUCAAGCUGAAGUCGCUCCAGCAGAGUCUGGAGCAGGAGGAGGCAGAACACAAGGCCACCAAAGCCAAGCUGGCAGAUAAAAACCACAUCUACCAGUCCAUCGAGGAGGCGAAAUCAGAGGCCUUAAAAGAGAUGGAGAGCACCCUGCAGGAGGAGCGUAGCCAGAAGCUGCAGGUGGAGGGAAAGCUGCUGCAACAGGAGAAGGACCUGUCCAUGCUGGAGCGCGACUACAAGCAGGCGCAGCACAAACUGGAGGAGCUGCAGGCACAGAAGGCCAAACUUUCUGAGGAGGUAAAGAGCCUGGGCUUGCGUCUGGAGCAGGAGGUCCACAAGCGCAGCCUGAGUCAGAGCGAUCUGAAGAUGCAGAACCAGCAGGUGUCGGUGCUUCGCACCUCCGAGAAACAGCUCAAACAGGAGCUCAACCACCUGCUGGACAUGAAGCAGGUCCUGGAGAAACAGAACCAGGAGCUCCGCAGGGAGAAACAGGAGGCUGGUGACCAGCUGAAGGAGCUGAAGGACCAACUGGAGGCUGAGCAGUAUUUCACAACCCUUUACAAGACACAGAUUCGUGAGCUGAAGGACGAGCGAGAUGAGAGGAAUAAGCUGUACAAAGAGCUGCAGCAGCGACUGGCAGAAUAUCAGGAGGAGAGGGACUCCCUGACAACCCAGCUGGAGGCCAGUCUGACCAAGGCGGACUCUGAGCAGCUGGCUCGCUCCAUCGCUGAGGAGCAGUAUUCGGACCUGGAGAAGGAGAAGAUAAUGAAGGAGCUGGAGAUUAAAGACAUGAUGGCGAGACACAAACAGGAGCUCAGCGACAAGGAGGCCACCAUCAGCUCACUGGAGGAGUCCAACCGCACUCUGACGGUGGAUGUGGCUAACCUGGCCAGCGAGAAAGAGGAGCUCAACAACCAGCUGAAAGACAUGCAGCAACAGUUCCAGAAAGCCAAGGAGGAGGAGAAGCACAUGAACUCGCUCAAACUGUCCUUUGAAAAGCAGCUGCAGAAUGAAAGGACACUAAAAAUUCAGGCUGUCAACAAGCUGGCCGAGGUGAUGAACAGGAGGGAGACGGUGCGAGGCGGCCACCGAGGCACCGGCACCGAGGUGCACAGGAAGGAGAAGGAGAACAGGAAGCUGCAGCUGGAGCUGAGAGCAGAGAAGGAGAAGCUCAACAGCACCAUCAUCAAAUACCAGAGAGAGAUGAUGGAUAUGCAGGCGCUGAUAGCAGAAGAGAACCAGGUGCGUCUGGAGCUUCAGAUGGCGUUGGACAGCAAAGACAGCGAUAUCGAGCAGCUGCGUUGCCAGAUCUCUUCCCUCAGCGUUCACUCUCUGGACUCCACCAGCAUCAGCAGUGGAAACGACCUGGACAUGGGUGACGGAUACCCAGUGCGCAUUACUCACUCUCACACCUCCGAAUCAAUGUCCUUCACCUACCAGCGCACACACAAAUCUGUGCGCAUCGACACACGACCCAACCUUCACUCUGCCCACUCUCUCUUCGAUUCUGACUCUGACAACGACAACGAAGAAGAAUAUGACGGGCAGGUGGAGCAGGGCCACCGUCCCCUGGCCCUCACCUACGAACAGCCCCCUGAGGCUGAACCUGCAGACUCCAGGCUGGAGGGCUGGAUUUCAGUUCCUAACAAGAAAGAAAAGCGGUUUGGCUGGGAAAAAAAAUAUAUAGUUGUGAGCAGUAAGAAGAUCCUGUUCUACAACAGCGAGCAGGACCGAGAGCAGGCCAACCCUUUCAUGACCCUGGACAUUGAUAAGCUGUUUCAUGUCCGCCCUGUCACUCAAACUGAUGUGUACCGUGCAGAAGCCAGAGAAAUUCCAAGGAUAUUCCAGAUCCUGUAUGCCAACGAAGGCGAGAUCAAACGGGAUCAGGAGGUCGCAGUUGAGCCUGCGGCAUUUGGUGAACGUCCCUCCUACAUCAGCCACAAGGGCCACGAGUUCAUAAUCACUCUGUACCACUUCCCAUCCAGCUGCGAGGCCUGCACUCGGCCCCUGUGGCAUGUUUUCAAGCCCCCGCCAGCCCUCGAGUGCCGCCGCUGUCGCACCAAGUGCCACAAGGAUCACCUGGACAAAAAGGAGGAAGUGAUUGUGCCCUGCAAGGUGAACUAUGACAUGUCCACCGCCAAAGAGCUGCUUCUGCUGGCCAACUCCAAGGAGGACCAGCAGCGCUGGGUCAGUAACCUCCUGAAACGCAUCCCGAGGAAACACCCGACGUUGAGUCCUCCCGCAGCAAUACAAAACAGCCUUCCUGAAGCAACAGCGCGCUCGUCUCCACAAGCCUCUCCGCGGCCUUCACCCAGGGGGUCGCCUCAUAUGUCGGCGAGACAUCGCGGAGCCAUCAAGGUCCAGCCCAGCAGACAGCAACAGCCGUCAGGGAAGCCCAGCACUGGCCCCAUGCUCCGUAUCAUCCUCCACUGACCUCUGACCCCGACCCCACCAUUCUAACGUCUCUCAUGCUGGGAGACUUUAACCCUGGCUGAUCAAAGAUGUGUGUUUUCAUCUUUGUGGAUUAAUGACCGCAGUCUGGACGCAGUGCCUACAUGUGUCAUUUUUUCAGGGAAGUAGACUGGAAAAAAAAAAAAAAAAAAAAACAUUAAUCAUGGAGAAAAACAUUCACAGAAACCGGCUGUCGUCAUGAGAACUGAGGCUGCCUUUGUCGUUGUAACAAGAGGAAGAAAAUGAGUAUUCAUAUUAGAGUGAGAUUUUAACUAAAGGGAAAAAAAAAAAAAGGUCAACACUCGGUGAUUAAAACUGCCUUAUUUUAUAACCGUCAUGACAAAAACGUGGACAUUUUAUUCUGUGAGGUGCAGUGACUCACAUGGAUUUGUCUUUGUGAGGUGUUAGGCAUGUGUGUGAACAUUUGUAUAUAGGAUUAAGAGAUCUGUCUGUGUAUUGUAACACAGGAGGUGUAGCUCAUAGAAUAUGAUUGUUUUAUUUUUAUGGAUAUAAGUCAGCAGCACAUUAUGCAGUACAUGCUUGUCUUGUAAAUGAAUACAGUUUUCAUUACAUAAAGUAGAUCAAUUAAAACAUGAAACAGAAUAAUGUGAAUUGAAUAGGAACAAUGUGUUAUCUCCUCGACAUUCAUGGCUAAUUCAAAUAAAUUCUGUUACCCUGAAAA